Racocetra persica is the source of this 1110-nucleotide messenger RNA. NCBI's taxonomy places the organism in Eukaryota, Fungi, Glomeromycota, Glomeromycetes, Diversisporales, Gigasporaceae. The record is from the annotation of a GenBank genome assembly.
AACAUGAACGAAUUGAAGAGCAAUCCUGUGAAUAUCGCAAAUUUAGUACCUCCGAACCUCAAAAAUUGAUCACAGAGGAAAUAAAAGCUGAAGGGAUGGUCAAUUGGGGAGUUUAUGCUACUUAUAUGAUUAAAUCAAAAAAAAGAAUUAUGGUUUGGCUCUUAAUAAGCAUUUUAAUUUUGGCAACAUGGUAUAUCCAAACGAAGCAAGAUUUUUUGAUUAAAAGUUGGGCUGAUGCUCACGAUAAACACGAUCAAGUGAAUCAAACAGUUUCUCAUAUUGAAGUCCUUUCUCCCUUGACCGAGAACUUCAAUCUUAUCAUAAGAAAUUUUAUCUUGACCAAUACUCUGUUUCUUCCUAUGUCCUACGAAUUUAAUAACGUUGAUUAUUAUUUCUGGGCUUACGCAUUUGUCACGUUGUUGGCCAUUUUAUUAAAAUCUUUUAAAACAUAUGUUAUAUUUCGUGGCUCUUUAAUAGCAUCUAAAGAGUUACAUAACUCUAUGUUGGAGAAGAUUUUAUAUACAACAAUUAGAUUUUACGAUACUACUCCAAUGGGCAGAAUUAUGAAUCGAUUUUCAAAAGACAUGGAAAUUAUUGAUCAAAUUUUAUCCCUCAACGUCACAUUUUUUAUUUAUUCACUCAUGUCUGCUGCUGCGUUGGUGAUUUCUGCUAUAUUUAAUGUCGAUGUUGAUAUAAGAUUUAAAUUUUUAAUUGCCUGCCUAGAAUCAGUUAGUAGGUCUCCUAUAUAUUCGGCAUUUGACAGUACUAUCGCAGGCAUAUCUACAAUCCAGACAUUUGGGGCAGAAGAAAGAUUAAGGAAAGAAAUGUGGGAUCUUAUAGAUAACAAUAAUCGACCAUUCCUAUUAAACUGGGCAUGUAACCAAUGGCUUCAUACUCAUGCCAAUGUAGUAGGAGGUUUAUUUAGUGUUGCUAUUGGUUUUAUUAUUAUCUUUAACCUUUCAAAAGGAAUGGAAGCAGGGUUAGCAGGAUUAAUCCUUACAUGUGUUUUGAGUUUCAGCAAAAAUAUUGUCAAUGCCAUUACCACUUAUUCAGUCAUGGAAAUGAACAUGAACUCUGUGGAAAGAGUUCAUGAGUAUUUAGCACUGAAAG